Desarmillaria tabescens is the source of this 693-nucleotide messenger RNA. RefSeq lists its product as uncharacterized. The transcript has 3 exons. NCBI's taxonomy places the organism in Eukaryota, Fungi, Basidiomycota, Agaricomycetes, Agaricales, Physalacriaceae. The record is from RefSeq and is a predicted model, not a curated record. The coding region runs from base 1 to 693 and encodes 230 amino acids.
AUGUCCAGUGUCGAUGGCGGCUUGAUCAUAGUUGACGACCAGGAUGCGGAUGUAGCUUAUACUGGUUCAUGGACGUCCGCUGGGUCUGCGAUGGAGUACAGCCAGACGAUACACGCUUCUAAUGAGACGGGGGCGUCGAUGUCGUAUAAUUUCACAGGGACAUAUAUCUCUGUCUAUGGCGAUUACGACCCAAGGGGCUCGUGUUCUUUGGUUUUCAGUCUGGAUGGAAAGUCAACGGAGGUUAAUACUCCACAGAUCAACGCGACAGCGCACCACCGGCAGAUAUGGGCAUCCUCACAGCUGAGCGAUGGCAACCACACACUCGUUUAUUCCGUCGACUCGUGUCACAGGAACAAUGCUACUUCAUCUGGGACGUACGGCUGGUUCGACUAUAUCUUGUAUCAGCCUUCUCCCGGUACCCUCCCCGCCGCCAAGUACGUUGUUGACGACACCAGCUCGGAUAUCAAAUGGGCAGGCAACUGGUCGCGAACUGGGGUAGACGGGGACUUUAAUGUCACUGCCCAUGCGAGUAGCAAGGGUGCUUCUCUCGAACUUCAGUUCACCGGCUCAGCCAUUACAGUUUAUGGCCGGCUGGACAACCUCACAAACACCUUGACCUCUGCGGCAUUCGCCAUUGACAACUGGCGCUGGAGAAACCUACAACGCUCCAGCUCAAAACGCCACUGUUUUUAA